AUGGUCUUUUGCUAUACAGAUAUCCAUCCCGGAAACUUUAUCAUUAGUGACGACGGACAUAUUACGAUUAUUGACUUCUCAGAAACAAGUAUACUCCCAUCCAGCUUUGCUAGAUAUGCAGUAAUUAGCUCAUACCAUAACCCCGAGUACAAAAUUGCGCCCUGGAUAGACAUACCCGGCGACUGCGACGAGGUAGCUGAAAACACAUUCGCACUCUUUGAGUCUAGCCGCAAGCUGGUUAUGAGUUAUCACAGGUUUUGUGAAAUAGGCGACCGGCUAUUCGGCACUGACCCCCUCGAGGUUGACCCUUCAUUAUCUUGCACACCUGGAAUGCCUAUGAGCUGA
Molecule: messenger RNA, 345 nt
Organism: Nannizzia gypsea CBS 118893
Lineage: Eukaryota; Fungi; Ascomycota; Eurotiomycetes; Onygenales; Arthrodermataceae
Exons: 1
Coding region: 1-345 (114 amino acids)
Source: RefSeq, a predicted model, not a curated record